AUGUCGUACAACGCAGACGAGACGCCUGCGGUCUGCGAAAACUGUUUGGGCCCCAACCCGUACGUGGAGAUGACACGAGAAAGAAACGGAGCAGAAUGCAAGCUGUGCACUCGCCCGUUCACUGUUUUUCGAUGGUCUGUGAAGAAAGGCGAGAGACUUAAAAAGACACUAUGCUGUUUGACCUGUGCAAGAGCCAAGAAUUGUUGUCAGUCGUGCAUGUUGGAUCUGACACUGGGGAUUGAUCUGCGUACGAGAGAUCAGCUUUUAAAGCUGACAGAUCAAAGCCACGCGCUGGAGCUGACUCCUCAGAAUCAAAUGUCUAAAAUUUACGCCGCUACUCAACUUGAAAAAAAAUACAAGGCUGCAGGGGAAGAUGCUAUUGAAACGGUGGAGCAGAAACGGGCAGAUGCACGCAAACUAGUAGACUCACUAUCCAAAGCUGUGCAAAACAAGAAACGGAAACAAGAGAGCGAGCAGGACGAAGAGCAAGUCAGCAAAGAGGAGCUGAUCAAGCUUUGCAAACACCUGCCAUUCAAUGGCAGUUUAGAGACGCCUAAAAGCAGCAAAAUCAAAUCGUUUUUCCUUUUUGGUUUUGGCGAGAAACUCGCCGAAUACCAGGUGCGCGACUACUUUGAGGAUAUCGUUGGCGAAAAGAAAGUUGAGGCUGUUACUUUGAACCACCGGGGCAAAUUUGGUUUUGUCGAGUUCUCCUCCAGAGAGGCAGCCGAGAGGGCAGCAGAAUGCCUUCAAAAUUCGGUCCCACACCCAAAGUUGGUGGCUGUUGCGGGAGAGCCCCUUCGACUAUGUUGGGCCGGAAAGACUACCACCCCUUCUUUUUCGACCACAGAAAUUGCACAGGUCCGUACUAUUGUGAAACGCCAAAUGAUCAAAUAUGCCACCAAAGAACAGAAGAAGAGCAGUGGAAGUGAGGCUCAAAGCCCUGUCGCCAAAAGGUCCAAAAUCGAAAGCACCACGUCCUCGAAAUACACUAGUCUUCGAACAGACCUGGAGGUUUAAAUUAAUAUGUAUAUUAGACUAAUAUACCGUAAUAUUCGCAUCGUUUAUACUUUUUGGCGAGCUGGCUCCACUGCACCAACAUUCUAUCGGCUAUCGGAAGAAUAAGCUUCCCUGUGAGACUGAGAUCGUUGACCCUCGCAAGGCUUUCCACGUAAAUGAUUUUCGUCCUGCAACAACCCAGAUACUUGAAGAAAAAAAGCACAUACGCUAUUGGAAUCGCUGUGCCCGGUCCAUUGCACAGGAACACAUCUGGAUAUUGCCUCAUGGAUGCAAAAAGAAGAAAUGUCGAUAAGAAUGCCCUUGAUGAGCGGAAAAAAGCAGAAAGCUUGCCUUCUCCAAUAUUGCGGGCUCUGGGGAUGGUGACGACGGAUGGAGACUCUUCUAGACUUCUAAUGCUAGCGAGUGAUGUCUCAUCUGAAUUAGCAACUGCGUAUUGACGUUUGAGAAGAUCGAACUGCUCAAACUGGCGCAAAAUUCGGAUCAUCUCUCCAGUGUGCCCCCCAGAGCCCAGCAGAAUCAGCACGGACUUUGAGGUCGCCGCUGAUUUCUGAGGAUAGCCAAAUGUGUUAUGGCAGCUCGGAAGAAUGUAGAUUAGCCGGCCAAUUAAAGCCAGGAGCGUCAACAGUACUACAGAGGCUGCAAGCGUGAAAUGGCG
Molecule: messenger RNA, 1672 nt
Organism: Ogataea polymorpha
Lineage: Eukaryota; Fungi; Ascomycota; Pichiomycetes; Pichiales; Pichiaceae
Exons: 1
Coding region: 1-1017 (338 amino acids)
Cellular component (GO): U2-type catalytic step 1 spliceosome; U2-type catalytic step 2 spliceosome; Prp19 complex
Molecular function (GO): pre-mRNA binding; U6 snRNA binding
Source: RefSeq, a predicted model, not a curated record